Oncorhynchus nerka (sockeye salmon) is the source of this 2169-nucleotide messenger RNA. Its product is annotated as artemin-like. Gene Ontology annotation, molecular function: receptor tyrosine kinase binding; growth factor activity; glial cell-derived neurotrophic factor receptor binding. NCBI's taxonomy places the organism in Eukaryota, Metazoa, Chordata, Actinopteri, Salmoniformes, Salmonidae. Gene Ontology annotation, biological process: peripheral nervous system development. Bases 184 to 1041 code for a protein of 285 amino acids. The transcript has 4 exons. The record is from RefSeq and is a predicted model, not a curated record.
GGAGAGCAGAACAGAAAGGCUUGGCCGCAUAGAGGGAGGCGCCUUUAGUGCUCUCCUGAAACCAAAGCCUUUGAAGAUUUUUUUUUUAAACUUCAAGCAAAGAGGACAUAACCUGAAAAGUUGGACGCAUGAGAAUUAUGUACCUUUAAAGGACAUCGUUGUGUGAAUUUUCACCGCCAAGCCAUGCUCCACAGCCGACCAGGGGCUUGCUGGGGAAAAGUGUCUGACCUCACUGGCGCGCACGCAGAUUGGACUAAAACGCAUUGGAUAGCAGGUGGGCCAAGAUGGAGGACGAGGAGGAGAGACAGACCAGGGGUGACCACCAGACCAUCAGCAGGUGCACCUUACCACCUGAGGAAUGUGAAGGUGCUGCUGUGGAUGGUUGUCUCUCUGCUGCCCCUGGUGGAGGGGGCCUGUAUGGGCGCUGGUUUGGAGGCAGACUCUGUCCAGGCUGUGGGACUGGUGGGAGGGAUGGGGGAAAGGCAGCUCCCAGACACUCUACCUGAGGUGGAUGAGGAACAAGAGGAGAAGAGUGACCCGUACUCCCCCUGGCAUGGCCUCUAUGACCUCUCUGUGAUGGACGAAGUGGACGACCACCCUGGUGGCCGGUGGGGGAGACGUUCCCCUCGCAACUCCGACGCCGAACCAAAAGGCUCGGCCAAUAAAAAGAAGAGGAGGAAGAAGAAAGAGAGGGAUAGAAAGGGCAAAGGGAAGGGCCGGCAGCCCCAGCAGAGCAGCCCAGACUGCAGGGUGGAGAAACGAGAGAUGCGGGUGCGGGACUUGGGCCUGGGCUUCGACUCGGACGAGAUCGUCCUAUUCAAGUUUUGCGUGGGCUCCUGCCAGUCGUCCAGGACCAACUACGACCUGGCUCUAAGGGCCCUGAUGGAGGACGGGUCCCUGCCACGGAGGACCUCCCGGCGAGUCAGCGCCCACCCCUGCUGCCGGCCCGACAGCUACGAGCCCGUGUCCUUCAUGGACGCCCACACCGCGUGGCAGACCAUCCAGUCGCUGUCGGCGGCCAGCUGCAUGUGUAUGGGCUGAGGGAGCCAGCCUGGAGGAGGGAGAAUAGGAGGGGGUGGCGACUGGCUGUCACUCACCCCUGCCUGAGAAUAUACAAAUGGUGGCUCGCCAUUGAGGCUGGGUCUAGGGAGAGCCUCUGGGUUCUGGAAGGGCAGAAGUGGUCGCUCCGAAACAUAUGCAGCCGGGCUGGUCCCGAGUACAAAGCAGAAUGGAGAUUCUGUAGUGUCUAUGAUGGUGGAGCGAGGCCACGCCUCUUCCCGUUGUCAAUUUCCUGUAAGUGGAUUUGUUGGCAAUGGGACACUGUCAUGAGUGAAUGGCAAGACGGUGACCACACAAUGGUUUGAAUAUUCACAGCAGUUGGGAUAUGUAUAAGACUGACCUGGGGUACUGCUGAAAAUAUUGACUCAAAGAGGACCACAUCGCAUUGCAUUUGACCACAGGUCGACAAGCUCAAAACACUUUUGACAAUGUCAACAUACAGUAUGUUAAUUCCUUCAAAACAGAGAUCUUCCAUACCAUAAUUGCAUUUUUCAGUGUUGAGUUGAACUCUACCAAAUGGAUGCCAUGCAUCUCUUUGAAUUACUGUAUUAUAACCAACAUAUUUAUCACAAAUAAGUUAUUUAUUUAUUAUUGUUUCAUAUGAGAUGGACUGUAGAUUUAUAUUUAUUGUCAUGAUCACAUAUCCCGUGGGUUGUGUUGCUGGGUCCUUUGUCAUUGAAUUGUGUGGGAUGUUGUUUUGAAACAUCAAAAAGAUCAGAAGAAGUGGCAAGAACCUCAACCAGGGUUGGGGGAGUAGCGGAUUACAUGUAGCGGAUUACAUUUUUUAUAAACUGUAAUCCGUUACGUUAACAGAAAAACUAUUGUUAUCAGAUUACAGAUACUUUUGAAAAAACAAAAUGAUUACUUCUAGGAUUACUUUUACCCCAUUCACAUCCUUGUACUAUAUUUAGUACAAUGUCAAAAUGCACCACUGAACAAAUUAUGUUUGGUGUAAAUGCAUGAAAUGUGGUGUCAACAUAGUUACUGCAAGUGUCUAGACAGGACACAUUGAAAUGUGGUGUCAACAUAGUUACUGCAAGUGUCUAGACAGGACACAUUGAAAUGUGGUGUCAACAUAGUUACUGCAAGUGUCUAGACAGGACACAUUGA